Messenger RNA from Oncorhynchus kisutch (coho salmon), 1568 nucleotides. RefSeq names its product alkaline ceramidase 3-like. Gene Ontology annotation, biological process: phytosphingosine biosynthetic process; ceramide metabolic process. The transcript is spliced from 11 exons. Bases 158 to 961 code for a protein of 267 amino acids. The record is from RefSeq and is a predicted model, not a curated record. Gene Ontology annotation, molecular function: N-acylsphingosine amidohydrolase activity. Gene Ontology annotation, cellular component: endoplasmic reticulum membrane. Lineage: Eukaryota; Metazoa; Chordata; Actinopteri; Salmoniformes; Salmonidae.
UUCUGCAGUAACCUGCCAAACCAAACCUCAACUGUGCUCAGGUUAACUGUAAUUGAGGGAAUGGAGGGAGCCUCUCAGUCAUUAAUCCAUUAGUAGGCUACUAAAGAUUCUACACUCCUCCCUCACACACACAGCUCUACCGUUCGUUUUUUCCAUCAUGGCUCCAGCAGCAGACAGACUGGGAUAUUGGGGGCGACCAACCUCAACGCUGGAUUGGUGUGAGGAGAAUUAUGUCGUCUCUUUCUACAUCGCAGAAUUCUGGAACACUGUCAGUAACCUGAUUAUGAUCCUGCCUCCUAUCUACGGUGCCAUCCAGACGUAUAAAGACGGCCUAGAGUACUGCUAUGUCUACUCCUUCCUUGGACUGGCAGCUGUUGGCAUUGGUUCCUGGUGCUUCCAUAUGACGCUGCAAUAUGAGAUGCAGUUGCUGGACGAGCUGCCAAUGAUCUACAGCACCUGUGUCUUUGUCUACUGUCUAUAUGAAUGCUUCAAGCAAAAAAACACUCUGGGUGUAUUCCCUAUCAUGUUGUUAUUCAUCUUCAGUGUCUCAGUCAGUGUGGUGUAUUUACAAUGGAAAGAGCCAGUCUUUCACCAGGUCAUGUAUGGUGCACUUGUAGCAUGCUUGGUGAUGCGCUCUAUCUUCAUAGUUACAUGGGUGUACCCCUGGCUCAAACCUGUGUGUUAUAUCUCCCUGAGUGUCUUUCUGCUGGGGUUCAUUUUGUGGAACAUUGAUAAUCUGGCCUGUGACUCACUCAGAUCCACUAGACAGAAACUGCCCCCUGUUGUUGGGGCGGUGACACAGUUCCAUGCCUGGUGGCACAUCCUCACAGGCCUGGGCUCCUACCUACACAUACUCUUCAGCCUCCAGAUAAGGUCAACCUUUCUCAAACACAGACCCAAAGUAAAGUUCCUAUGUGGAGUGUGGCCCAUGUUGCACAUUGAGGCUCAAAAGACUAGCUGAGUGACUGGGGACCAUGAAGGAUGGUGACUGCCAUUAAACAGGCAUCAGUACAGAGACCUGACCUGCCAGUCUGCCAACCCCCCUCUGCUGUCUAUGGGACAUAUGCACCCCACUACCAGAGGGCAGCCAGGCUACACCCCAACCUACCACUCUGGGGACCCUUUGGUUCUGCACUGUGACGAUUUGCCAAGUACAGUAUAGCAUUGAGAGUUUAUAUGGAAUUAUCUGAUUUUUCACUUUCAUCUAUCAACAUAUAGUAGAUUAUUUGAUUUUGGUGGUGAUGUUGUAGUGACAUUUUGUUUAAAUUUACUCUAACAUAUUUCCUGGAAUAUGGAUAUCGCAAAAAAUAUAUAUAUAAAUCAUACUAGUGUAUCUAUUAGAGGUCGACCGAUUAUGAUUUUUCAACGCCGAUACCGAUUAUUGGAUGACCAAAAAAAGCCGAUACCGAUUAAUCGGCCGGUUAUUUUUUUUAAAUUUGUAACAAUGACAAUUACAACAAUACUGAAUGAACACUUAUUUUAACUUAAUAUAAUACAUCAAUAAAAUCAAUUUAACCUCAAAUAAAAUUAAACAUGUUCAAUUUGGUUUAAAUAAUGCAAAAAAAAAA